AUGGAUACGAAUGACUUCGUCCUGAGGAGAAUUCCAGCACAGGCCAGGCCUGCGACUGUGCUUAUUGGCGGCCUGUUCUCUAUGCUCAGCUAUGGAGUGGUCUACACUUUCGGCAAUCUUCUACCGUACAUGGUGUCGUAUUUUCGAUGGAAGGUGGAUCCAACCAUGGGAUUCGGUCGGCUGAUCUGGCUACAGACUCUGAUGAGUGGCAUUCCGUUUGCGAUGUUGAUGGGAGGUGUUCUGGAACGAAAAAUCGGCGGAAAACGAACUGCUAUUCUAGGAUCUGUGAUAUACACAUCUGGCAUAGCUAUCACAUUUUUCUCAAUCCAACACUCUUUGGCCGCUGUUCUGCUCACAAUGGGGAUCUUUGCGAGUGUAGGUGCAAGCAUUGCCUAUAACGGGAUUCUGACCACCGCUCAGCGGUGGUUUCCAGACAACGUCGGACUGGCUGGUGGUAUGAUUGUGGCUGGUUACGGUUGUGGUGCUUUUGUACUUUCGCCAUUACAAACAGCUUUCAUCAAUCCGUUAGAUUAUCGAGUGAAUAUUGAUGGAUUUUUCACGCAAGUGGAUCUCUUGGAGAGGGUACCACAAGUAUUCAUCGUAAUGGCGAUUUUGUUCGGUCUACUUCAGCUCUUCGGUCUACCUUUUGUUGGACAACCAGUAGAGGAGCUUGACGUUGAGACUGAACCGCUUAUUAUGGAAAAUACAGAGAAGUCAGCUGCAACACAACUGAAAUCGGCUACAUUUGUGCUGUUGUUCGUUUCGUUGACUUGCAAUGCACUUUGGGUUCAGCUAAUUAGUGGUUUAUACAAGGCUUACGGUCAACAGUUCAUCCACAGUGAUCUAUUCCUAUCGUUAGUAGGUUCACUUGCAUCGGUUUGCAAUGCUUGCAGCAGAGUGAUAUGGGGAGUUGUGGCCGAUAACACCUCGUUCCAGUUUUCUAUGUCGAUCGUCUGUACGCUUGGUGCAUCCCUUGUAUGGUUGCUGCCAAGCGUUCGACUGUUAGGCAACGAUGUUGUAUUUCUUGCUGCGAUAUGCGGAAUUUUCACAUGUGUGGGUGGAACGUACUCACUUUUCCCGUAUAUUACCCAUAAACGCUUUGGGAGUACCAAUUUCGGCGUUCUAUAUGGUUUCCUGCAAUGUGCUCUGUCGGUAGCUGGAGUGAUAGCAGCAAUUUUAUCGCAGUUCGUCUUGCCAAUUCUUGGAUUUGAUGUGCUCUUCCUAAUUAUGGGUUGCUUUAUGGCGUUCUCUCUUCUGCUAACUUCAGUCGUUCACUGUACGGUACCGAAGGAGAUUCAGAUAAACUCGGAGAACGCUUAUGAAGAAGAAUAA
This is a messenger RNA of Necator americanus (New World hookworm), 1332 nucleotides long. RefSeq lists its product as uncharacterized. The coding region runs from base 1 to 1332 and encodes 443 amino acids. The transcript is spliced from 11 exons. Gene Ontology annotation, molecular function: transmembrane transporter activity. Gene Ontology annotation, biological process: transmembrane transport. The record is from RefSeq and is a predicted model, not a curated record. NCBI's taxonomy places the organism in Eukaryota, Metazoa, Nematoda, Chromadorea, Rhabditida, Ancylostomatidae.